Messenger RNA from Ceratina calcarata, 1654 nucleotides. RefSeq names its product aquaporin (gene AQP). The transcript is spliced from 6 exons. The coding region runs from base 449 to 1240 and encodes 263 amino acids. The record is from RefSeq and is a predicted model, not a curated record. Gene Ontology annotation, molecular function: channel activity. Gene Ontology annotation, cellular component: cytoplasm. NCBI's taxonomy places the organism in Eukaryota, Metazoa, Arthropoda, Insecta, Hymenoptera, Apidae.
UUAAGUGGGUACAUACACACAACUACGUACCCACUUAAGCUAAAGCGUUAAAUCUCGCUGCCGCGCGCACUAAAGGAUAACAGAAUUUAGUCGUGAGUGUUUUCUAACAAUAAGUAAACGUUCGCUCCGUCGCUGAAAUAUGUUACUCGCGAUGAUAAAUGAAAUCCGAUGACAGACACACAUUCGGACUACCCACACGCAAACGUGGAAACUUUAUGCAUUAUUUUGUACGAGGAAAGAAAUGAAUGCACACAAAUAUCUUCUAAUUACACCAUUGUGAAUAACAGAAAAGUUUUUAAUGAUACAGAAAAACUACUUCUAAAUAGAUUACUUAAUUUCUUCUCCUUAGAAAUUAAAUACAAGAAUCUGCAUAAUGCAUUAGAGGUAACUUUUUAGUUUCCGAUUUGAUAAGAUCCGAUAUAUCAAGUGAAUAAUCAAUUGACGCGGCAUGGCAGCGACAUUAAUCGCAUUGGCAGUGUCCACGCUGUACAUAGUGCUCACGAGCCUGAUCGCGUACUGGUUGAGGAGGUACACGAUCUAUUACAUACGGGACCCGUUCGUUAGAUCGCUAUUCUUAGAAGGAAUCGCUACCGGCGAACUUUGCGGGGCGUGUUUCGAAUUGAUAAUAAUUGCGGAUAAUUGGGGUGUAUCUAUGUAUGGCGUUUACCUAUUUCUGCUAACGAUAUGGUGGUCAAUGAAUUGGGGCGAGGCCACGGCUUGCCCGUACACCCACAUCGAGGACGUCGUGGAGGGAACGAAAUCGGUGCGCGACGCGUUCCUCCUGAUUUGGGCGGAACUCGUCGGCGGUCUGGUCAUUUUCCGAUACAUUCAAGUACUGUGGGCUCUUGAAAUCGUUUCCACGCACAAGAACAAGGCCUUCACGGAUUGUACCACCGAUCUGCAAGUGCCUGUAAUAUUCGGAGCGUUCAUCGAAGGAAUCGCUACUUGCAUAUAUCGCGUGGUGUCGCGCGGCUUAAGCGAAAUAAACUCGAGAUUCAGCACUAUCCUCGACUCUUUUAUUGGAACCACUUUGGUAAUCGCGGCUUUCGAUUACUCCGGAGGCUACUUCAAUCCCGCGCUGGCGACUUCGUUGAAGUACGGAUGCCUGGGAACUUCUUUCAUGGAACACGUAAUCGUUUACUGGGUCGGUGCUUGCGCCGGUUCUGUAGCUUCGUUAAGAGUUUACAGGCAUCCAAUUAUUCAAGGAUACAUGGAACAGUACAAGACAAAAACGCUUUGAAAGUAUGUAUAGGGAAACGUUGGGAACAGCUCGUUGCUCCUAAUUUCCUCGUGUUCACUUCGUGUUAUUGUUUGUUUAACUCAAUACUUAUCUUCCGUGUAUACAUAAUUGGCACGGGUAUCGUGCGAGCGCUCUUCCCUUUCGUCAAGACAAAAAAACGGCGGCGUAUGUUUUGCGCACAAAUUUCUUCAAACUAAUUAAACACCAGACGAGCUGCAAUACUUCUGCCUAUCCUUUUAUGUAAAAUUAUUCCUCAAGUUUUUUGAAUCUGAUUUUUUCCUAAUUCAGAGAACGACAAUCGCGACAGAAUGUUUUAAAUUCGAUAUUGACGUAAAGUGUACAUAGUGUAAUAUAUAUUAUAAUUGUAUAUAAAACGAAAUAAUGUGAAUAGCAAUAAAUUUACUUACAAACAAA